CCGUCGACGCUCGCCUUUCUCUUCCUCCCCACCAUUACAUUUUGCUGUGACUACUCCACGAAACAAUCAUGUCUGGAAAAUCAAACCCGGCCAACCAAGCACGAUAUAUCAAUGACUUCAGCAAGGCCCUCGCGAACGAGGUCCGCAUCCUCCUGCAAGAGGUUGGAAAGCUGCGGGAUGAGCGUCGGCAACUGCAGUACGAGAUCGCCGAGCUCAUGAGCGUAAAGUCGAAGCACGGCGCGGGCGGCGAGUACACGCCCGACUGGCAGCCAACGCACGUCGAAGAGCCGCCCCCGCCGCCCGCCGUCGAGCCGCCACCCGCACCGCAGAGCAUGGCUGGCGACGGCCCCGCACGCCCCGCGUGGCGCACGGUACACCCCCGGCAGGAACGCCGCCAGAAGGCGAAAGCGAAGGCGCUGCCGCCGCCCCAGACCCCUGCGCCCGUCUCCGAGCCACCGACCCCGAACAUGCCUGCGUGGGCGCAGUGGAAACCGAACCCUCUGCUCUCGCCGCAGCCCAUCCCUGGCACAGCUGCUUCUCCUCUACCCACUGAUAUGGCCCCGCCUCGCAUGGGCCUCUUUGGUCCUCCCUCGCCACCCCCGAAGUAGGUCUCAAUCAUCAUGUUCGUCGGAUCGUGUCAGGCGGAGACGAGUUAUCCAAUUUCCGAUACUUGCAGCUAUCUUUACAUCCUUGUGUUUCGCUCCGGUUUUGUUUUGCUUUCUCUCUAUCGGUCUCUCCCCCACAACGCUGUAGUCCUCGCUAUGAUUCUGGAACGAAAUCUCAUGUCUUCUGGUCUUCUUCCUUUGCUCGAUCCACUCACGCCGCCUGAUAAUAUGCUGAACUAGGAUGCGGGAUGUAGUAUUGAUUAUGGCAUAUGUGUACGAUGGCUG
Molecule: messenger RNA, 890 nt
Organism: Rhodofomes roseus
Lineage: Eukaryota; Fungi; Basidiomycota; Agaricomycetes; Polyporales; Fomitopsidaceae
Exons: 6
Coding region: 69-608 (179 amino acids)
Source: RefSeq, a predicted model, not a curated record